This is a messenger RNA of Pyrus x bretschneideri (Chinese white pear), 3423 nucleotides long. Its product is annotated as chromosome transmission fidelity protein 18 homolog. The record is from RefSeq and is a predicted model, not a curated record. NCBI's taxonomy places the organism in Eukaryota, Viridiplantae, Streptophyta, Magnoliopsida, Rosales, Rosaceae. Gene Ontology annotation, molecular function: ATP hydrolysis activity; ATP binding.
GUUUGUAAAACAAUACCGGACGGAUGUACUUGUGAAACUUCUCAUCCAAACGCGCGGUGACCAACCAUGGCCAUGAAACCAUACGCAGGGUCUCGAAUUGCUUGAAGCAAACUGUCGCUUCCCCGAAGACUGCCAAGAUCCAGAACCAUGAGCAGAAGUAUUCGAGAAAGAACAGACUAUCCAUUCUAGAUCGCCACCGUCCGCAGACCACCCGUUAUCUUCCGGAACGCAGAUCAACGGCCACAAGCGUCUGUCGUUAUCGGGCAUGGACAUGGAAAUCCCGUUUCCCGAAGAGCUUGAAUUGCUUGAAGCUAACUAUCACCUUCACGAUGACUGCCUAGACUUUGAACCGGCGGAACCUUACCCAGAAGAAUACGGCAAAGAACAACCUACCCCUUCUAAAUCGCCGCCCUCCAUAGACCACCCGCCAUCAUACGAAGUCCGAAACAAUGCCCAUAAGCGUUUGCGAUCAUCGGACGGUCCUGAUGAGUCGAUUGCGGAAAACUCCGGAUUGUCGGAUGAGAAACGGAGCAGGGUCGAUGAUGUGGACCGGUCCGAGAAUGAUGAGGACUGGCUUUACUCGCCGCCACACGAGAUAGAUCCGGUGGUCGAUCAACGAGUUACUGAUGUUGUGGAGGAGAAAGUUGUGUCAAGGUAUGCGUCGGAGAUAGAUGGUAGUUUCAUUCCGGUGACGGCGCCGAGUGCCGGGGAUAGAGUUUACGCGAAGAUAUGCUUGGUGGAGAAGGAGCGUCCCAAGAAAUUGCAUGUAAAAGGAACAUCGGGAGGUCUUAUAUCAGAACCUAUUAAUGAUCUAUUGCAAAGAGUGGAGAAAGAGGCAUUUAGGAAGAGUUGUUUGAAGACCUUGCGAGCUCGCUUUGAAGUUCAGAGUGAAACACCACUACUGCAUGAACAACUUUGGGUGGAUAAAUAUGCUCCAAAUUCAUUUAUUGAGCUUCUGAGUGACGAACAAACAAAUCGUGAGGUCCUCCUAUGGUUAAAACAAUGGGAUCCUUGUGUUUUUGGAUCUGAAAUUAGGAGCACAUCCAAUGAGGUUUUGUCUGCGUUGAGACGACAUUCUUCUAUCACUCAACACCACAAACUUUCUGAUUCAAAGGUUUCAAGAAAUAACAGAGGAUGGAAUAAUGAAAAAAAUAUGCAUUUUAAGGAUAUGAAUGAUGAAAGUGCUAAUUCAAAAAGCAUUCCAGAGUUGUGGAAUAAGUCAAGGUCUACCAGUCCCCCAGAACAAAAGAUCCUUUUACUUUGUGCUCCAGGGCUUGGGAAGACUACACUUGCACAUAUAGCUGCAAAGCAUUGUGGGUACCGAGUGGUGGAGGUUAAUGCUAGUGAUGACCGAUCAUCGUCAACUGUUGCAGCUAAAAUUCUUGAUGUUGUUCAGACGGAGUCCGUCGAAGUUAUUGAGAAGAAGUUCCUCAGAAUGGACUCGACGCCAAAGUGUUUGGUGAUUGACGAAAUAGAUGGGGCUCUUGGAGAUGGGAAAGGUGUCGUGGAAGUUAUUCUAAAAAUGGUAUGUGCUGAUAGGAAAUCUUAUAUGGAGAAGGAGAAUAUCAACAAUGAACAAAAAUCAGGAAGGGUUUCUUCAAAAGGAGGGAGAAAAACUGCAUCGUUGUCGAGGCCUGUUAUUUGCAUAUGUAAUGACCUAUAUGCACCUGCCUUGAGACCAUUGCGUCAAGUUGCAAAGGUUCAUGUUUUUGUACAACCAACAGUGAGUCGAGUGGUGAGCAGGCUUAAAUAUAUAUGUAAUAAGGAGGGAAUGAAAACAAGUUCCAUUGCACUUACUGCACUUGCAGAGCACACAGAAUGUGAUAUACGUUCAUGCUUGAACACUCUUCAGUUUCUGAACAAGAAGAAGGAAGCACUCAAUGCGUGGGAGAUUGGUUCUCAAGUGGUUGGUCGAAAGGAUAUGUCAAGAAGUGUGAUUGAUGUCUGGAAAGAGAUCUUCCAAAAGAAAAGAACGAAGAGGGAAAGAACAACCAAUGGUAGCUGUGGAGUUAUGUCAAAUGAUUUUGACUUUUUGCAUUCUCUCGUUUCUAACUGCGGUGACUAUGAUUUGAUUGCGGAUGGUCUUCAUGAAAACUUUUUGCAUCUCCCUUAUCAUGAUCCAGUGAUACAAAAGACUGUCAAAUGCUUAAACAGUCUUGGUGCCUCCGACCUUAUGCAUAAAUAUAUUAUGCGUACACAACACAUGCCUCUUUACGUUUAUCUGCCUGCUAUUGCAAUCACUAUACAUCGUUUGGUAGCCCAAGUGCAGAGACCAAACAUUGAGUGGCCAAAAUCAUAUCAUAGAUACCGCACAGUGUUGAUGGAAAAGGUGGAAACUUUGAGGUCUUGGUACAACACAAUUCCACCAUCUAUUUCAAGACAUUUGUCAAUUAAGUCCUUAGUAGAAGACUCAAUUUCAUUGCUGUUACACAUCCUGUCACCCCCAACUCUACGGCCGGUGGCAUUGCACUUGCUAUCAGAAAAGGAGAAGAAUGAUUUGGCUCAGUUAGUUAGCACGAUGGUCUCCUAUUCUAUAGCACAUAGAAGCAUGAAGGCCGAUCUUCUGCCUAGCAAUCCCAGACAUGAAGCAGCUGAUGCCUCAUCACUCUCUUUCGAUCCCCCCAUUAACGACUUCAUUAACUUCAAGGGCUAUAGAUCUGGUCAUCAUCUACUUGCAUCAACCAUGAAGCAGGUGUUGACGCACGAGGUUGAAAAGCAAAGGAUCUUGCAAGCAAGCGCUGGAAGAUCUGUGCAUUCAACAGUUGGAUGCAACAAGGAAAACCAUGGUCUUUUCGUUGCAGAAACUAGUAGAUUACAAUUUGCUAGAGCUUAUUGUGAAGGUGAAUGUGCUGUAAAUGCUGGAAACUCAGAAAACAUAUCAAAUGGAAGGCAGCCAAAUCCCUGUACUUCAAGUGUUUCAUUGAACUUGAGCUCUAAAAUUACCACAGCCAGGGAAAAAUUAAAUUCUCCUGGAAGUAUGAGGUCUUCUAAUGGUUCCUCUGGUUUUUUUGACAGAUUUAGAAAGCUGCACAAAGGUACUCAGAAGACUGAUGAUGCUGUUCAGAAGGAAGCAACGGCAGAGAGAGAUUCACGGCCACUAGUUUUUAAAUAUAACGAGGGCUUUACAAACGCAGUUAAAAGGCCAGUUCGCAUUCGUGAAUUGCUGCUGUGAUGAUCUUGACUUUUGUAUGCCAUAUGCUGUUUCGAAGGGAAGACUUGCAUGCCGUUUAGGUCUCUCUGAGAGUUACAUUACAUAGACAUUGAGGCUCGUCUCAACUAACUGUAUUCUAUUGUGCCCGCUAAUGAAUAUUACCAUUUUAAUGAUGGUCGUGUCCUAACUUUUACAAAUGUAAUUCACUCUUAAGGAUGGCCCUUGAUGAUGUGGAACUUGGAAAGCUUGUAGAUGUUUACUCAGUCAUGGAG